ACUCGUGCCGUCGUAAGAUAGCACUUACGAUGUACGACUUGCUACUGGGUUUGUCAAAACAAAACGGAACGCCGCUGACUUGAUACCGCGGUGUGCCCCGGAAACCGAUACCAGCCCCGCCCUCCGACUCGUGUACCGGUCGUGAUUAUGCGCUCUUAUCACUUGCACGAUAUGUUGACCGAGAACAUCAAGCACGACCACGACGUUGUAUGUUGUGUACUCCUGUGCUGUUAAUUGUUUACCACACGCGACGAAAAGCGAUUAUUUACCGAUACGCUCUAACCUUUUGUCGCCGCCGUUCACUUCUCGUCAGAACUAUACUCCCCGAGGACUUCGUGUCCGGUACGGGUACUGGCAACUACUACGACGACAACGACGCCGUGCUCCAGCUCGCUUCAUAGCUUUUCGUGCACACCGUCGUCUUGAUAAUGGACAGGAUUAUUGAGAUAUCUUCGGUGUUCGUUGAUCUGUUCAACAGCUCGGCUGGCAGUCCUGCUACCGCUGACGAACCUACCGAAUCGCCUAUUCCGGUACAAUUGCAAGAAUUAACCGAAGACUAUAUUCAGAAAAUAUUGACUGCGUGUUGCAGUCAACAGGGCGCUGGCAUUUCUGGAUUUCAAAGUGGACCUGCCGUUGGUUCUUCUGGGCUGCGUGUCAAUGAGUUCAAACCCAAUCUUGAUUGGUUCAACUGCACGAAACCAUUAUUAUUUAAUAAAGACCUUAAAGGUAAACUCGUUCUACUAGAUUUUUUUACUUACUGCUGUGUUAAUUGCUUACACAUUUUACCUGUUCUUCAUAAAUUACAACAACAAUUUACACAUAAAGAUGGUUUGGUGAUUGUUGGAGUGCACAGUGCAAAAUUUCCAAAUGAACAACAAUCUGUAAAUGUACAGCAUGCAAUUGAAAAAUAUUCAAUUGAACAUUGUGUUGUGAAUGAUACAGAUGGUACUAUGUGGAAUGAUUUAGCUGUGUGUUGUUGGCCUACUUUAGUUCUUAUUGGACCUAAUGGUGAACCUAUGCUUAUGAUUCAGGGUGAAGAAUUUCAUUCACAAUUAUUACCAACUUUUAUUGAAACAGCUUUACAAAUUCUACGUCAAGCCUCUAUGAUUAGUUCACAUGAUAUACCAGAAAUCAUUCCUGGACGUAACACUUUAGCACAAUCAUUGCCUCCUAGUAUACAACCAUCUCCUAUAAAGCAACAUCUUCUCUAUCCUGGUAAGGUAUUUGCAUACACAAAAAAACUGAAGAAAAGGAAGAACGAUGAUAAUGAAAAUGAAAAAAAUAUUAAUUACCGACAUAAUGGAAAAAUAAUGUUAGCAAUUGCUGACAGUGGGCACCAUAGAAUAAUAAUUUGUACUCUGCAGGGUCGAGUAAAGCAUGUAAUUGGUGGAGGUGGUAUCGGACUUUCACCUUCCACUACAAAAAAAGGAUUUAAAGAUGGACGUUUCACAGAAGCUUUAUUUCAUAGUCCUCAAGGAAUAUGUUUUCAAAAUUCUCAUAUUCUGUUUGUUUGUGAUACUGAAAAUCAUGCUAUACGUAUGAUUGAUUUAAAAACAAAAUGUGUUAAGACUGUGGCUGGUAAUGGUAAAAAAGGUCGAGAUAGAUAUGGUGGUCAAAUGUGGAAUUCUCAAAUCUUAAAUACUCCUUGGGAUGUUGUAUAUUAUAAACGCAAAACUCGUCCACAGCUUCAACAACAAUAUACGCCACAGCCAUACACACCUCAUCAAACUUCACAACAACAGCAACAGUCAACUCCCGUUCCAAAUCCAGCACCAGUGCGCUGUUUGUUAAUUGCUAUGGCUGGUUUACAUCAAAUAUGGGCACUUUAUUUAGACAAGACAAGUACUAGUACUUGCUCAAGUAUGAAAUCUAAAUGGUGUUCUAAAGGACUAUGUACCAUGAUAGCAGGAACUGGUAAAGAAGAAAAUAGAAAUAAUUAUUACAAUGGACAACGUGCUUCAUUCGCUCAACCCUCUGGGUUGUGUUUAAGUAAACCAUUAUAUCGUUCUGGAUCUGGACCUGGUGGAUCCGAUCCAUCUUUAUAUAUUGCAGAUAGCGAAAGUUCUUCAAUCAGGAGAAUGUACUUAGAUUUAGCAGGAAAAUAUAGAGUGUUAAACGUGGCUGGUGGAAGUCCUGACCCUACUGAUUUAUUUAGCUAUGGUGACAUUGAUGGUGGAGCUGGUGCCAAUUCACGUUUACAGCAUCCUAUGGAUGUAGCAUGGAAUUAUAAACGUAACAUACUGUAUAUAGCUGAUUCAUACAAUCAUAAAAUUAAAUAUGUUACGGGAUUGGAAAGCCAUAAACAAAAUCACUAUAACAAUGGUGGUGGAAAUGCAACUACUGGAGGUAUUGUUGGAUCUACUGCUGGUUCGGUGCACACAUUGCCUUUACCUGUUAAGUUAAAUGAACCUAAUGGAUUACAUUUUAUUGAAAACCCACAAGAUGAAUCAAGCUUAUUAAUUAUCGCCGAUACAAAUAAUCAUUCGAUUUGGGUAUACAACUUCGAUACAUAUGUUAUAAAAAAGCUGCAAUUGGAAUUUCCAAAAAUUUUAGAAUCGGCACCAUCUAAUGUUGUUGGUACAGCACAAAUCAGAUUAAAUAGACGGACAGGUGGACAACUAAUGUUGCGUGGUCGCGUUAUGAUGGGAAAUUUAUCUUCAAGUGAAUCAUCUCGAUCAAUAGAAGAUCACCAACCACAUUUACAAUGGACUCUUCAAUUACCAGAUUCAACAUGGGAAUCAAAAGAAAUUAAAUCCAAUACUACUAUACAAGCAGUAGGAGCAGCUGCUGAUUUUAAGUAUUUAAUUCAUGUGCCAAAACAAGAAUUGAAUGAACAUGAAAAUGAAAAUAGUGAUGAUGCAACAAUUAAUGAUGGUGGAAGUAACAGGCGACGAAAUGAUAAGUAUCACCAAGAUUAUGAUAGUGAAUAUGAUGAUUCUUCUGAAGAUGAAUCUGAUGAUGAAGAAGUUGUUAUAUUAAGAUGUCAAACCAGUAUCUGUCAGGAUGGCGAUAAAUGCGUUCCUAUUGAUUUUGAUUUUGUAGUACGUGUCCGAUAUGGAGAUGAAGAAGAUACUCCUCAGGCGGCUGACACUUACUUUCCUUAUACUAUUCCCAUAACAAAUAUUGGUAAAACUUCAUUAUUGGAGGUCGAUACAAAUGCUUCAACAAAUAAUGUGGAUUCGUCUACAACAACUAAUAAUACUAAUAAUUAAUGAAUUCAAUUUAUUAUGUAUUUUUAUAUAAAAAUUUUCUAAUUAAAUUUUAAUACAUGAUAAUUUUUGAAAUGUAAUAUUUAGUCUAUAAAUGGUAAAUUAUACACUCUUAAAGACUAAGAAAAUUUUGUACUGCAUUUACUUUUU
Messenger RNA from Sipha flava (yellow sugarcane aphid), 3359 nucleotides. Its product is annotated as NHL repeat-containing protein 2. Lineage: Eukaryota; Metazoa; Arthropoda; Insecta; Hemiptera; Aphididae. The coding region runs from base 429 to 3212 and encodes 927 amino acids. The record is from RefSeq and is a predicted model, not a curated record. The transcript has 12 exons.